Messenger RNA from Phyllopteryx taeniolatus (common seadragon), 3813 nucleotides. RefSeq lists its product as uncharacterized. The transcript has 9 exons. The record is from RefSeq and is a predicted model, not a curated record. NCBI's taxonomy places the organism in Eukaryota, Metazoa, Chordata, Actinopteri, Syngnathiformes, Syngnathidae. The coding region runs from base 64 to 1137 and encodes 357 amino acids.
GGCGUAUCAAGUCUUCUGUCGGCAGCUGCGGUUGCCACUUCCGGGUUGUCCUUCCGCAACGAGAUGGCUGUUCCGCAAAACGAGCCAACCCUUUCUCCAUAUCAGCAAAGAAUCGCCAAUUUAUUUAACGGCAAUACAUUUAGGAGAUCCUGUGGGAAGAAGAGAUUUACUUGCACCAGUCUCAGCAGGAAUAUUUCGGAGUUUCCUGCCUUGGAGGACUAUCUCCCCAAAAACUACGAUUAUCACGUCUGCGACUUCGACCUCAUCCGAGAGACGGGCGAUCACGUCGACUUUAAGACGACGUUCCGAAUGGUCUUGUCGUCAAAAGAAGACAUAAAGCUAUGGAUGAAAUCCCACGCCGUCACCUGGAGGGUGGACCGAACAUACGUAACCAAGGGCCAGAAAGUAAUUUUUAAGGUGGACUACAGGUGCCAGCGUAACACGAGACCCCGGCGCGCCGUUCAAGUGUCCGGCCACAGCAAAAACACGGACUGUCCCGCUAUGAUGUGCGUGAAACUGUUUCGGACUCAAGUGAGCAGAGGCAGGCAGAGUAUAAGCACAGAUUCUCACCUGCCUACCUUCCCUACAAUGGUGAGCAUCAUGAACGAGCACAACCACAACAUCGGCGCGCCCGAGUCGUUACCGUGUUUAGUCUCGGACAUCGCGGAGUACGAACUGGAGGUGGAAAUAGGGGACGAUUACGCGUUCGCCGUGGCAGACGGAACCCUUUCCCCGACCCCGGAGUUCAGCUACGGCUGGCUGGAAGAUCCAGGUGCGGAGGUGGUGGUAGAAGAUGUGGAACAGAACGCUUCAGAGGAAGCCUCGCAUCAAAUGGCGGCGUUGGAAUUUGACGCCAUGUGCCAAAAGCUGUCGGAGAUCGUCAAGAGCGACGAGUCCUUCGCCGCCCCGGCCGCGGCCGCGGUGAACGCCUUUAAAAAAAUCGAGAGGAAUCCGUUUCGCAUCGCGGCGGCACUGCGAACUUUCGCCCGCGACCCGAACGCCGGCUCGCCGUCGGCGAAAUCCAAAGGCCGCCGCGGGGCCGCCAGAGGCAAGGCGCCUUCGCGCGGAAGACGUCGUCUCGCCGCCGAACGCCCCGCCGAGGUCUGCGCGGGACUCGACCACGUAUACAGCCAAUGAGCCGACGCCGUCCGAAAGCGGUUCGAAAAUCAAGGCGACUCAGGAGUUUUCCAAGUCUAUUUGUAUUUAUUUGUGAGUUUUUGGAGCGUAUACUUUAUGGCAUUAUACAAUUGAAUAAAUGUGUGGAAAUGGCAUAAUAUCACAUUUGAUUGUAUAAAAAAAAGAAAUAGUGUGAAAUGUAUUGUUAUUAAAAAGACAUCCCAUCUCACACCUGCCGCUCGCCCCGCAGAGAUGUAGAAAAAGCGCGGAUGCCCCUUCAAGUACACACCGCGCUCCGCAUCGCAUCGGUGGGAUUUGCCAACGGCGAGUACUGCAAGAGAUGUUUUUUGUGUGUGUAAAGAACCUCAACCGAAAAAGUAUGCCUUAGUAUGCAUUGGUUUUAUUUGGUAGAUUGCUACGCAUUGUCUGUAUUAUCAAGCCUUGCUGUUUUAAAAAACAAACAAACCAAAAGCCUGAGUACAUGCCUUAAGCCUACUGUACAUCCAAAAUGUUUUGUUGCUUCUAAAAAAAAGUAAUUCCACUCAUUUCUGUUAAAAGAAAUGCACACUGUACAUUUUAUUUUUGUAUUAAAAAAAGGCUUUCAAUGUACGUUUUGUGUACUAAAAAUGCCUCGGGGUGCAUUGCUAUUUGUGGAAAGAACAAGUGUUUUGUGGAGCAAAAAUGUAUAUUACAGGGGAGAGCAGGGCGUGUUGUCACACGGGUAAGUUAUCACGUUGCAAAUGUUUUCUCCACCAGAGGUCGCAAGAAAAACAAACCCACUCGUUUUGUUCUUUUCCACGGUCAGGGGGUGCUUUCCUGUCUCGAGAAGAGAGUCGCACGUCGUGAGCAGAGAUGAGCGCCGAGCAACCUUUUUGCACAACCCAAGGAAGCCGGGAAGGAUUUGGAAUUUUCCGACUCGUCCUUCCGCACGGAGGUUCCCCGGACCGAAAAGGACCCGCGCCGAAAAUGGUAAACUGUCGUAAGACUAGCAUUGUGAAAUAAAAAGAUGUCGCAGUCCAAAAUAAUGCGGGGCUGUGAAUGUUUAUUUUGAGUGAGUGUAACGGUGUGGUCAGAGCUGUGCGGUUUAUGUGACAGUUAACAUAAAAGUAGAAUUGUACAAUCACAAUGAAUGCAAUUUGCUUCUUUAGGUGAUCAUUGUAUGAAAAUGGUGGCUUUCGAAAUGUUUUAAGUGUCCUAGCAAUUCAGCUACGUUAAAAAUCAGAGUGCAAAACGGCGGUUGUGCCUUUUAGUCAUCGGUGACAAAUGUACAGGCCAAAAGCAUACUUGGAAAUCUGUUAACUAAUAGAUCAUCUGAAAUGCGGUUUCGGCUUACCUGUAACGCAUCUCACGAAACGUCAACACACGAGAAGACGACUUGCCGUGUGCUUUUGCCAAAAUGAGUCCUUACAAUAGAAUUUACAGUUUAAGAAUGUGACGCUUUUGCAGAAAAAGGUGUAUUUAGUCAUUAUCUGACGAGGAACACAAUGACAAGAAAACCACCAUUUUUGUACAAUGACCCUGCGUGCCGUCCAACAUAAUUCAAACAAAGCUUAACGGUAGUGUUUUGGGCCAUACGCACGUCGUCGUAGAAGAGAUUUAUUCCAUUAAGAACCAAUAACAGUCAGGAUUGCGUUUAGUAGUGCUUGUAAUGAAGUAGAAAUGUGCUUAAGUAAUGCUGUUUAUGACGUAACCAGUUGCAUCAUAGUUUGCCUUGUAGGUAAAGGUUGAAAUCACAGUACUGUAGCUGAAGGGGUCAUGAUAAACUUAAGGUAGGAUGCUGAUCUUAUGUCCCGAAGUACGUGUGAAACGGUUGUGACAGUUUGAACUGAACUGUAUUCAACACGUGAUCCAAUCCUGCGCAAAAGUCUUGGGUGUGCCAAAUAUCCCAGGGCACGUUUAGUUAUACGCUCGCAGAAAAUGGAAUGCCCCCACCCCCCCAAAGUUGGGGAUUUGGUUUCACGUCAAUUGAGUUCCAAGAUGUGUUAAGUAUAUUAUGCAGUAAUGAUGAGCACACCCUCGUCCGGACAAGCAAUUCCUUUUGCCCGUGCACGCAGUAAUAUUGUCUCUGUCCUGUGGAGGCCGAAGGGAGUCCUGGAAAUGUGAGUCGCUGUGCUUCAUUGGCCUCAUAUGUCUCACACUUGCAUCGUCUGGAGUCCGAGUAUAGUGUGUACCAAUGACUUCCACUUGUAUGUAUAUUGUUUGGAUUCCAGCUUCCAAUCAACAGUUCAAGACUUGGUGUAUCAACUGGCUGAAAAGUUUUUUUGGUAAUGUUAACAUUGCACCAUGUCUAAACUUCAUUCCCAAAUUUAUCACCUGGCCUAAAUGUUUUUUUGUAAUGUUAACAUUGCACCAUGUCUAAACUUCAUUCCCAAAUUUAUCACCUGGCCUAAAUGUUUUUUUGUAAUGUUAACAUUGCACCAUUUCUAAACUUCAUUCCCAAAUUUUAAUCUACAUGACUUGGUGUAUCACCUGUCCAAACUUGAUUCCCAAGUUUGACUCAUCAAGACUUUGUAUCACCAUGUCUAAGUUUGACUCAUCAAGACUUGGUGCAUCAACUGGCCCAAGUGUUAGACUCCACAUCAUGACAAGACUUGGUGCAUCAACUGGCUCAAGUCUGUGAUUCAGAUGUCUAACCUUUAUUCCCAAGUGUAAGACUGACCAAUGUCUUUCUUGUGUAAUAAACCUUCUCUGCAACCA